AUGUAAAUGUCAGAUUACGUGGAGAACACAUGUGCUGGUGUCAUCAGCCAGUUCUAGUUAAAUAUCACAAACAGGUUCAGGCACGUCAAACAACCAGCCUUCUAGUCCUAACACUUCACAACACCUGAAGUCACCUGGAACACAGUGACCAUGGCGUCGGUGUCGCUCAGUUCUCGCCUCAACAAGGCCGUCCGGCAGCAGUACAUGAACCUGCCUCAGGGAGGGAAGUGUCAGGUCACCUACAUCUGGAUCGACGGCAGUGGAGAGGGGCUUCGCAACAAGACCAGGACUCUGGACGAAGAGCCACAGUCCAUAGAAGACAUUCCUGAGUGGAACUUCGAUGGCUCGAGCACCUCCCAGUCCAAAGACUCCAACAGCGACAUGUACCUCAUUCCAGUCUGCAUGUUCAGGGAUCCGUUCACCCUCGACCCAAACAAACUGGUUCUCUGUGAGGUCCUCAAGUACGACCGCUCGCCUGCCGAAACGAACCACCGAGUGAAGUGCUGCGAGGUGAUGGAGCAGAUCAAAGAGCACUGCAUUUGGUUUGGUAUGGAGCAGGAGUACACGCUUUUAGGAGUGGACGGACAUCCUUUCAGUUGGCCUGCAAAUGGAUACCCAGCACCCCAAGGCCCUUACUACUGUGGUGUGGGAGCAGACAGAGCCUAUGGACGGGACAUUGUGGAGUGUCACUACAAGGCCUGCCUCUACGCCGGGAUUAAAAUCUUCGGCACCAACGCUGAAGUGAUGCCAUCUCAGUGGGAGUUCCAGGUGGGUGUCUGCGAGGGCAUCGAGAUGGGCGACCACCUUUGGGUCGCUCGCUUCCUGUUGCAUCGCGUGUGUGAAGACUUCGGAGUCGUCGCGACAUUUGACCCAAAACCGAUGACGGGACACUGGAACGGAGCCGGCUGCCACACGAACGUCAGCACCAAGCAGAUGAGGGAGGAAGGAGGACUGAAGUACAUCGAGGAAGCCAUCGCGAAACUUGGCAAAAGACAUGCCGAACACAUACGUGUCUACGACCCACGUGGCGGUGAGGACAACAUCAGGCGUCUCACGGGUCGAAACGAAACUGCCAGUAUCAAGGAGUUCUCUUCCGGAGUGGCCAACCGAGGCGCCAGUAUCCGGAUCUCCCGCCAGGUGGCCCAGGAGAUGAAGGGAUACUUCGAGGACCGCCGGCCUGCAGCUAACUGCGACCCUUACUCAGUGACGGCAGCCAUCGCAAACACCUGCCUGUUGGAAAAGGAAAAAGAACCUGAAGCCUGAAAUACCUGCUAGUAAAAACAUAAACAUAGCCGUCAAUUAAAUCUGAGCUGGAAGAAAGAAAUUCCACUGAAGGUGAGGAAAUGAAGGCUAAUGCAGAGUGAAUGUUUGUUGUUGCAAUAUUUAUUUAUCUAAAUGUAUCCAUUUGCACACAGCUGCUAUCACUAGAAGCUGUUCCUAGAAAAAAAGAAAUUAAAGGAAUAUUUUGCAGCUUUCUCAGACCCGGAUGUUUGAAAAUCGUGCUGCAUUAAAAUGUUUAUCUUUUUUAAGUUAAAACUUGUGCUACAUGUGUUAGUUUGGGAGAAGUGAAAUAAAGACACACACUGGUGCUGCAGUUCA
Amphiprion ocellaris (clown anemonefish) is the source of this 1599-nucleotide messenger RNA. RefSeq names its product glutamine synthetase-like. Gene Ontology annotation, molecular function: glutamine synthetase activity. NCBI's taxonomy places the organism in Eukaryota, Metazoa, Chordata, Actinopteri, Pomacentridae. The record is from RefSeq and is a predicted model, not a curated record. The coding region runs from base 151 to 1263 and encodes 370 amino acids. The transcript has 7 exons. Gene Ontology annotation, cellular component: cytoplasm.